GAGAGCUAGUAGAGAUCAAGGUGACUUGCUUCAACAGUGUUUGAACGGAGCCUUUAGGUCUACUCCUUCCCGGUUUGCAAACGCAACGCAUUUGUGCAUUUUCUCCACGUCUUGUUUGUCUUUAAACCGCAACCCGAUCUGCAAUGGAGUCCCAGAUCCGCCAGAACUACCACCGGGACUGCGAGGCUGCAGUCAAUCGCAUGGUCAACAUGGAGCUGUUUGCUUCUUACACCUACCUGUCUAUGGCUCACUAUUUCAGACGGGAUGAUGUCGCUCUGAACGGCUUUGCCAAGUUUUUCAAGGAGCAGAGCGAGGAGGAACGGGAGCACGCCGAGAAGCUGCUCUCCUUCCAGAACAAGAGAGGAGGCCGCAUCUUCCUGCAGGACAUCAAGAAACCCGAGAAGGACGAGUGGGGCUCUGGGCUGGAGGCGCUGCAGUCGGCGCUGGUGCUGGAGAAGAAUGUGAACCAAGCUCUGCUGGACCUGCACCACAUCGCCACCGAGAAAACCGACCCGCACAUGUGUGACUUCCUGGAGACCCACUACCUUAACGAGCAGGUGGAAGCCAUCAAGAAACUGGGAGACCACAUCACCAACCUCAAGAAGAUGGGAGCUCCCAGCAACGGCAUGGCAGAGUACCUGUUCGACAAGCACACCAUGGAGGGCAGCAGCUAAAUCCAGCCCGGGGAUCCAGCCACAACAGCAGGCUUAAAGCCAAAGAAUUCAAAGAAUCUGUCUCUUACAUUUCAAAAUUGUUUUUUGUGAUCCUGCUGUCUGAGAGCUGAGACUGUGUUUGUUUUACAUGGGUUUAAAUAAUUACAAAGUGGACCAAAAUAAAAAUUACUAAGCAUGAA
Molecule: messenger RNA, 853 nt
Organism: Polyodon spathula (Mississippi paddlefish)
Lineage: Eukaryota; Metazoa; Chordata; Actinopteri; Acipenseriformes; Polyodontidae
Product: ferritin, middle subunit-like
Exons: 4
Coding region: 144-674 (176 amino acids)
Biological process (GO): intracellular iron ion homeostasis; iron ion transport
Cellular component (GO): cytoplasm
Molecular function (GO): ferric iron binding; ferrous iron binding
Source: RefSeq, a predicted model, not a curated record